This is a messenger RNA of Oncorhynchus keta (chum salmon), 1671 nucleotides long. RefSeq names its product casein kinase II subunit alpha'-like. The record is from RefSeq and is a predicted model, not a curated record. The transcript is spliced from 7 exons. Gene Ontology annotation, biological process: protein phosphorylation; regulation of chromosome separation. Gene Ontology annotation, cellular component: protein kinase CK2 complex; cytosol; nucleus. Gene Ontology annotation, molecular function: ATP binding; protein serine/threonine kinase activity. The annotation marks the transcript as partial. Lineage: Eukaryota; Metazoa; Chordata; Actinopteri; Salmoniformes; Salmonidae.
GGCCGGUAACAAGACAAGAGUAGUGAUCUUUGGGCGGCUUCAUCAACGACUCCAAUAGUGGCUCCAAUGUUGCGUUUUGGGAAGGGGGGGUCACUGGCGACUACUUCCGGGUGAGUUUUUUUUUUUUUGUUGCAACGGAGUCCACAGCAGCAGCAGCAGGAGCUACGACUUGAACGACGGGAGUCUUCUUAGGAAUUAAUAUUUAAGCUAAACCCAUUAGCCAGACUCAAAAACAUAUUCAAGCGGUUUCAAGUGUCAUAUCCUCAGGCAUUUUUCUCGAACUUUGCGCCCUGGACAGGGUGCCACCGCAAGCCCAAAUACAUGUCGCUGGACUUCCUACCCGAGUGCGCUGCUAGCUAGCUAACAGUAGCAGGCUAGCUAACGACAAUCAUUUCUACAGCAACGUACAUGUAGCGAGACGGGAUUUCACGUCUUUUCUAAACCAACUGACCGUUGUUAAAUAACUUAUUAUCGCCACUCAAGCUUGCUGUUUGAUAUUGUACUUAUGUUGGCUUAUCGUAUUCGUUUACGUUAGUAUUGUGAUGAACACUGGGGCCCAACUUAGCUGGUUAGCAUCUAGGCUAACUAGCUAACUUAUCUUGCUUAUACCAGAGGGGUCUGUCAAAUUCAAUUAGCUUGCCCAGCUCUCGGCCUCGAAUAGCUUUUUAAACCAUUUCUCGAUUUUGAGUUACUAGCUAACUGUCCGAUAUUGAAUCCUUAUUGCCAAUUGUGUUAGUCUACCUCGUCCUCUUUCCCCUUUCUCCUGUCGCCUCCCUGAAACUGGCGGUCCACCAUAGCAUCUUGCCAAACAGGCUGUUCAGGUGCAUCAGGCACUCGCUCAUCGUAGCUUUGACAAUCCGCACAGCAAGUGCUGCCGACUGCGGUCACCAACUACGGACGAAAGUAGCCCAAACCAAUGUUAGGCCAUCUUACACGGAGUUAACUAAAUCUAGGGUCCCCGAAAGUCGGUGCCCUGCCUUCCAAUUUCGCGCCAAGAAGAGUAGUAUUGUUGUGGAAGGUGAGCCCCAUCAGCACCGGGCGUCCAAGCUCGCGAUGCCCCCUCCUACGGUCAGCAGUAAAGCUCGGGUCUACACCGAUGUCAACACGCAGAAGACCAGGGACUACUGGGACUACGAUGCACACGUGCCAAGCUGGAGUAAUCAGGACAACUACCAGUUGGUGCGUAAGCUGGGCCGGGGGAAAUACAGCGAGGUGUUUGAAGCCGUCAACGUCAGUAACAACGAGAAAGUGGUGGUUAAAAUCCUCAAGCCUGUCAAGAAGAAGAAGAUCAAGCGGGAGAUUAAGAUCCUGGAGAACUUGCGUGGUGGAACCAACAUCAUCCGCCUGGUGGACACAGUGAAGGAUCCUGUGUCUAGAACGCCGGCACUUGUCUUUGAGUGCAUCAAUAACACAGAUUUUAAGGAACUUUACCAGAAGUUAACAGACUUUGAUAUUCGUUUCUAUGUGUACGAGCUUCUCAAGGCUCUGGACUACUGCCAUAGCAUGGGGAUCAUGCACAGGGACGUCAAACCACACAACGUCAUGAUCGACCACCAGACGAGAAAGCUGCGUCUCAUAGACUGGGGUCUGGCUGAGUUCUACCACCCAGCUCAGGAAUACAACGUCAGGGUGGCCUCCCGUUAUUUUAAAGGACCGGAGCUGCUAGUGGAC